AUGGCCGAAAGUGGUCGUACGCGCCGGCGCGUGAGCUUCUGGUGGCGCGUGGAGGCGUGUGAGGAGGCUGCUGCCGGAGUUUUUCACUGGGGUUUGGUCGCCGGACAUGAUUUAUGUUUUGUCUAUAGAGCAGUUGCAUGUCUUCUCCAAUAUGCCAACUUCUUGCUUCUUCAUAUAAGCUUAGAUAUUCUUCUUGUUCUUCUUGGUGUAGUAACUGUAGUUUUUUCAAACAUACAGGCAGACUGCAAGUUCCUGAUAUUUGCGCAUCAUCAACCAAUGAUUGAGUCGAUACACAACUAUUUACUUAAGAAGAAGGUUGGUUGUAUUAGGAUUGAUGGCAGUACUCCAUCAGCAUUACGACAAGCACUGGUAACGGAUUUUCAGGAAAAAGAAACAAUUAAGGCUGCAGUGCUAUCCAUCAAAGCUGGGGGUGUCGGGUUAACAUUAACAGCAGCAAGCACAGUGAUAUUUGCAGAAUUAUCAUGGACACCAGGUGACCUCAUUCAAGCCGAGGAUAGAGCUCACAGAAUUGGCCAGGUGUCCUCUGUCAAUGUGUGUUAUCUGCUGGCAAAUGACACUGUUGAUGACAUUAUUUGGGAUGUUGUUCAGAGCAAGCUGGAAAAUCUCGGACAGAUGCUUGAUGGCCACGAGAAGUCCUUGGAAGUUUCGACUAAUCAGUCCUACAGCAGCCCUUCAAAACAGAAGACCCUCGACUCCUUCAUAAAGCGGUGUAAUUACUCACCACCUCAUGAGCCCAGGAAAAAACAUUGUCAUCAGUGAGCAAUGAGCACUCAAGAACAAAUAUUAAAUCCCCGUCUCGUAUACACAUUUGAGGAUAUCGGGGGUAUGUAUAUUCGACGUAAGUCUGUGAAUACUUGUUUAGCAGUAGUAUGGAGCAUUCCCUCAAUUUGUUUAAUAGAUGUAGAGCCGUUAAAGAUGCAGCUGAGGAUAGUAAUAUGCUUUGUUUCCUUUUUGGGCUAUAAAACACGUUUUCAAUUUUGUCAACUAUGUUAUUACCUUACUGUCUCCAUCUCUCGGAUAUACAAUGUAUGUACAUUCAAUAUCAAUCAAUCAACUACGCCUUAAUCCCUA
Molecule: messenger RNA, 1092 nt
Organism: Nicotiana tabacum (common tobacco)
Lineage: Eukaryota; Viridiplantae; Streptophyta; Magnoliopsida; Solanales; Solanaceae
Source: RefSeq, a predicted model, not a curated record